AUUAUUCAAACCAUUAACAUGAAAAAAAAUCCAUCAGAGUUAGUAGCUGGAAAAGGAAAAAAAGAAAAUAAAGCCAGAGAUGAGCUAUUAUCAAUUUUGAGUGAUAACAAAAAACACGGUUUUUCCUUCUUCCCUGUCUUUCUCUGUCUUCUCUUACUUUUUAUAUUACUCUCAAUUCCCAUUAAACUUUCAAACUUUCAGCCAUAGUUAAGCUUCUUCCCUUCAGAAAACAUCGACUGAAGUUGCUCCUAGAUUAAAGAAGCUUCAAUUUAUAAUACUCUGCCCCUUAAACUAGCAAGCCUGAUCUGCUGCAUAGUCGUCUAAAUAAAAAUUGACGGGGAUAAAUAAGUUGCUGUGUUGGUUUGCAGUUUUCUUCUUUUUGUUGGGUUUCUCUGCUUGCACUUCGAUUUCUGAUGGUGUUUUCGACUCUUUCACUUCUACUGGAAGGCACCUCCUUCAAGCUAAGAAAGGUAAGUUAGGAAGAGUUGGGUUAGUGACAAAUCUGAUGAGCCUUCACUGUGCUGCUGAACAAUCUGCUUGUUGUCUAGGGCAAUAUACAUCCUGAUUCAAGGCUAGGCAUAGAAAACCCUUUGGAGUGCCUAUUUUCUAGCAGUUUGGCAUCAUAUUAUAAGGACCUUCAUUUGCUGCUCAUCAUCUCCCAUCCAACAGUUACUGCUUCCUGCUCCUCCUGCAGCUGUUGGUUCAACUGAAGCUGCCAUUUAAUCUUCGAAUUAAUAUUUGGUACUAGCGACCACCUGAAUAAUAAAUACACCACAUCCAUUGACAUCUGGUCUGCCGGCUGUGGCAGUCUCUGUUUCUUGGUGAGAGUGGAGUAGACCAGCUUGUUGAAAUUAUUAAGGUACGUUUUAGUUUAAAAUUUCGAUCAAUAAUAGUUUUGUGUAUCAUCUUUAGCAGUUAAUCAUUUGACGAGUAAUCAUUUGGUGAAACUUAUAUUUGGCGGAUAACCUUGGGAUGUUAUGUUUUAAAAUUUUCCAUUUGAAUCUUAAACAUGCUUGAAUCUAUUGAUGAUUGCUUUUAAAUGUGUUUAGAAUAGUUUUAAUGAUUUUAAAGCGGAAUUUCUUGUUAACCUUUGCAUGUAAAUGUUCCUGUAUUUUAUUGUAGGAUCUCGUAACCUGAAUUCGGUGAUCGGACCGAAGAAGGGGUGUUACAUAAAUUAAGUAGACAGAAGAUUAAAUUGUAUUUGUUUUCAUGAUUAACUUUAGAUUCAGGUUUUUAACAAAUUAGCUAAGGAUUAACCUAGUUAAUACCUUUCGGCCUAUAACCAGAUUAAUUGAUCGAUUCAACCUACUUAUCUUUCAACCUAAUAGCUUAAAUCGGAUUAGAUUAAGUUGGUGCUAAGUAGGUUAUUCUUUCAGCCUUAUCUACUUAAGUUAAUUCCUGGUGUCGUUAAUCUUAAGGUUUAAUCUCACUUAACUUAUACUAACUAAUUUGUGGUAAAGCCCGAACCUUCAAUCAAUCACUCCUACUUUCGCUUGUCAACUUUCCUAGAGUUUUUAGUUCUUGGCAAUACUAGAUGCAACUUGCCCUACUCGAAUAUUUCCCAUUCAAAUUAAAUGUAAAAAUAAGAGGAGUGGAGAGAAAUCUAAAUCUGAAAAUAUUUGUUGAAGCUUUGAUUUGUGAAACUCUUGAAUUGUUUCGGUUGAAGUAGAAACAAAAAUAAAGUAAAAUUGCUGAAAGAACUAAAACUAAAAUUCAAUUAAAAUAAUAGUAUUUGGAAUAGAAACUGAAUUAUUUGCAACUAAAAUAUAAUAAAUAAAUUAUCUUUAAGUCAAUUUCUUUUGUGGAACAAAAUGUUUAUAAUUAAUAAAUUAAAAUUUAAAGUUAUAUAAGAUUCAAUAUAAAAUCUUUUUUAUAAGCGAUAUUCACUUCUAAUUGUAAAGCUAGAAAAAAUUGAUAUAAAAUAAUAUUAUAUGAAUUUGGUAAUGACAUAUGAUUAAAUAAAAUAAAAUAAAUUAAACAUUUAAAGUUUUAAUUGAGUUAAUGCCACUCUCAACUGAAUCUUAAUUUAAUUUAAAAUUUAUUAAAAUUUUCCUAUAUUAUCAAAGGGGUAAAAUAGAGUUUUGAAAAUAUUUUUAUCCUUUUAUGUUUUCAUAAAAAAUUUAGAUUCAAACUCAAAACAUUAUAAAUUCGUAUAUUUAAUAUUAUAUAAAUAUUUUUACAAAUUUAUUAGUAGUGACUAAUCUAUCGAUCUUUCUUUUGUUAACUUUCAUAUCGAGCAAGUAAUAGAUUGGGUCAGGCCUACUUUGCCCAACAUGGGCGCUGGGAGCCUAAUCGGAUCCAAGCCCUGUUUUUUGGUCUAAAUAGUUUGUUCAACCGUUCAAGUGUCAGCCAUUAUCAGUGUUUGAACUAAUACAACAUUAAAAAUAGUUAUAAUUUAUCCAAAAUAUUGGAGCAAAGUCAAAGAACAGAGGAAGAGAUAAAUUUGGAUUUCUCGAAAUCGAUCCAACAUCCGAAGUUCUUACAGAUUUCAAAUCCUUACAAGGUUUUGAUAUGGAGAGAAUUAGAGAGAGAGUGAUCCAGAUAUAUGGCAACUUAGUUAGUUUAUUGCAGAAAUGUAUAUUUUGCAUUCUUUCUGUUGGUCCCAUACCUAAUCAUAUUGCAUUUAUUAUGGAUGGGAAUCGAAGAUUCACAAAGAAGUGCAAGUUGAUGGAAGGAGCAGGCCAUAAAGUUGGAUUUUCAGCUCUCAUGUCCAUGCUCAAGUACUGCUAUGAAUUUGGUGUGAGAUACGUAACAGUCUAUGCCUUCAGCAUUGAAAAUUUCAAGCGAAGUCCUGAAGAAGUUCAAUCAUUAAUGGACUUGAUGCUAGAAAAGAUUGAAGAGAUACUCAAGAAACAGAGCAUUGUCAACCGCUAUGGUGUUAGAGUUAUAUUUUCAGGGAACCUGAAACUCUUGAGUGAACCAGUUAGGUUGGCAGCGGAGAGAGCUAUGCUUGCCACUGCUAAGAACUCCAAGGCAGUCUUGUCCAUUUGUGUUGCCUACACUUCCACUAAUGAGAUCAUGCAUGCUGUUCAAGAAUCUUGUGAAGAAAAAUGGGAUGAAAUUACUCUAUUGAAUUCAAGUGGAGCAGGUUAUGGCUUAAUCAGCCUUGGAGGAUAUGAACAGGAUGAAAUGGAUCACCUUAUAAAACUUACUGAUAUCGAGAAGCAUAUGUAUAUGGCAGCUGCACCUGACCCUGAUAUCAUAAUACGUACUUCUGGUGAGACACGUUUGAGCAAUUUUCUUUUAUGGCAGAGUGCAAACUGCUAUUUAUACUCGCCUUCGGUUCUUUGGCCGGAGAUUGGUUUUCGUCAAUUUCUGUGGGCCAUAUUGAAUUUUCAGCAAAUUCAUUUUUACUUGGACAAGCUAAGGAAACAGUCAUAAAAGCUUCCUUGAUAAUGAUAUGCUAGAAUUAAAAGAUAGAAAAUACAAAACUGAUAGGAGAAAUUAAGAGAGUUUUAUGGGAAUUUUGUGAGAACUUUGUUUUUUAGUUCGGAUUUGUUUUGAUUAUCCAUCUCGUACUCUUUCGGUUUUGCUUGUUAGUGAAGUUUUAUUUGCUCGUGGUUUUUAUCUUCUUUGGAGGAGUUUUUCACGUAAAA
Gossypium arboreum is the source of this 3596-nucleotide messenger RNA. Its product is annotated as dehydrodolichyl diphosphate synthase CPT3-like. Gene Ontology annotation, biological process: polyprenol biosynthetic process. The coding region runs from base 2512 to 3381 and encodes 289 amino acids. NCBI's taxonomy places the organism in Eukaryota, Viridiplantae, Streptophyta, Magnoliopsida, Malvales, Malvaceae. The record is from RefSeq and is a predicted model, not a curated record. The transcript is spliced from 8 exons. Gene Ontology annotation, cellular component: endoplasmic reticulum.